This is a messenger RNA of Penaeus vannamei (Pacific white shrimp), 2933 nucleotides long. Its product is annotated as trafficking kinesin-binding protein milt. Gene Ontology annotation, biological process: vesicle transport along microtubule; protein targeting; mitochondrion distribution. Gene Ontology annotation, cellular component: cytoplasmic vesicle; mitochondrion. Gene Ontology annotation, molecular function: myosin binding. The record is from RefSeq and is a predicted model, not a curated record. NCBI's taxonomy places the organism in Eukaryota, Metazoa, Arthropoda, Malacostraca, Decapoda, Penaeidae.
UAACAGCAUGCGGCGUACAUUUGAUACUGUUCGUAUGACUGGCAAAUAUCCUGGUUCUGGGUCACAAGGAUCUCUGAGUUCUUUAGGUUAUGGAGGCUCCAUGCACUCCACACCAACUCAUCACCCACAUACUCCAUCUCACCUGGCCACACCAACUCAUAUGGUAUCAAGUGGAGUAACAUAUGGAGUGUCAUACAUGAGCUCAAGAGGCUCAUCUGUAUAUUCUGGAGGAUCGGGCCACCCAUCAUUAGAUUCUGGGGCAGAUUCUGAUGCAUCUCUGCACACAGACUCAGAGGACAAUUAUCCUGGGAGUCACUUGGGUGUACCAGGAUGGCCAGGAACCCCAGACCUUGACUCUUGUUUAAGAAGACUUGGUCCAGGAGAACGCUCACAGUUUCUACCAUAUGGAUGCCGUACACCUGAUUCUAUUAUGUCUACUGGUAGUGGCAAGUCUGGACUAAGCACAUUUGUUGGAAGUAAUCAGAGUGACUGGAAGCUGCCUCAGAAACUGCAAAUAGUGAAACCCAUUGAAGGUUCACUAACUCUACACCAGUGGUCCCGCCUUGCAACACCUCACCUUGGUGGAUUGCUAGAAGAAAGGGAAGGAGUGGCUAUCAAGGGUGGUGCUGGCACUGAGCAUUUGAACUUGGAUGUCUACUCCAUGUCUGACCUUGAAGAAGAUGAAAUUGAAGAAGAAAAUCCUGGCAAAAGAUUUAUGAGUACUUCAGGGGUUUUCACAUUUACAAAUUCCACAAUACUUCACCCUGAUGAUCAGACCACUUCCACACCUAGUUUACGUCAGGCUCAAGUGAGUGUACUACCGACUUCAUCUUUUGCAUCAACAACACCAAGCACACCAUUAAGAGCUCCAUCAUGCCCACCUUCACGUAGAGGAUCCACUGCUACAUUCUCUACAAAUACAGGAUUAGCAAAAGUCCUUAAUGAACGUGGAAUGAAUCUUCAAAGUGGAUUUUCACCAACAGCAACACCAGCUAAUAGUCCAACAAGUUCUCGGCCUGGUUCUCCUGAACCUGAAGGUUACAAGUUACCAGGACUGGAUGAUCUUACCAAAACAUUUUACUAUGGUGCCAGCCUUCUUCGUAGAACAUUUUAUAAGGGUGACCCAUCUGCUCCACAAUCUCCAACUGGACCACGUAUUAAUUUGGUUGAACAAGUGCAGGCCAUAGGUGUUGAUCAUUUUGUUGGCACCUCAGGUAGAGCACUAGCUGUUGGUGGAGUUGUAACAUCACGUCCUGCAACUUCACCACUAUUACACCUGUCAAACCUUAUAAUGAGCACUGCGAAGAAUGCGUCCAAUUCUACAACUUGUUCAACAUCUGGUUCAUCUUCUACAACAACUGUAGCUAGUACGUCAGGAAUAAUGUCAACACCUAAGAUUUUAUCACCAGGGGAGAGACGUCCAUCAUUUCCAUCUGGGGCCCCAAUGGGGAUUCCAGGUCAUCCAGGGUCAGGGCAUCUAGAUAAUCGCCUUAGCCAACUGAAGCCAGGUCAACGUGCCGAUUUAGGAACAGUUGGAGGUCGUGCCAGGCCAGCCUCCUUAGGAACUGUGCCUACGCGAGGUAAUGGAGGUGAGCAGAAUGUAGGAACAGUUGGAUGGAUGUCAUUUGGUCGAAAAGGAGGACUUUUGUAAAUUUUUUUCUUUUUUAUUGGGUGCUGAUUUCUGCUGUUCUGCAUAUUGAUAGGUAGUUGAACUUAACACUGUAUACUUCCUCCUUAAGUUUUGGAUGUAAAUAAAGAUUUAUUUGUAGACUAAUACAGAACCCAAAUUUUAAAAGUAAUGAUCAAAUUAUAUUCAUAAAAUUUUUCUGAUAAUACUUUGAUGGAAGAUGGAAUGCACAGUAUAAAGGAACCACUGGGAAAAUUGCUCCUUAUGUUUUGUAUAUUGACAUUUAAAGAUGUGUCAUUCAUACUUUUGAGACUGCUUAUGUAAAGAUUUUGCAAAGAUUGAGAGCACUUUUGUGAACUGUAAAGUUGCUCUUAACAUUUUUUUUUUUUUUUUAUAGAAAACUCAGAAUUUGUAAGUUUAAGGGAAAACAUUACAGGAAUUGGAUAGAGUAGAUGAACUUAUUGAUUUUAAUUCAAAAUUAGUAGAGUGCAGACGGGACUGAGGAUCUAUCAGAAUGUUGGUUAUUUAUUUCCUAGUUAUAGUUAUAAGGCAGCUUAGGUCCAGGUUGUAUAAUCAUUGAUGCAUUUGGUUUUAAGGGUUAUGUGAUGUGAUAUAUAGUUUACAAUAUAUAUGUGUCUGGCAGUAAUUACAUAAAUGCAAUUUAGGGUUAUUUUAUGUUUUCAACUUGUGCCAAAUAGUGAAGGUUUCUCAUUUAUUUGAUUGGACACCUUCUACAGGUUAUAUGAGUGUUGAAAUUAAGAAUACAUUUAUCAGAAUGGGAAAAAAUAAACACUGCAUUGUAACAAAAGUAAGGAAGUAUUGAAGUAUCAGUCACAAAUUUUCACUCGAAUGUUCCUGAAACUUUAUUUGAGAACGAAAGAAAAUGAUAUGCUGAUCUUACUUGUACAAGCAGCAGAACAGGUCUCAUAGGGAGACCCAAAAUCUUCUAGUCACAUGAAAAGAUCAGAUUGUCAUGAUUAUUUAUUUUAUUUUAUUUUUUAUUUUAUUUUAUUUUUUUUAUUUAUUGUGCUUGGUAGGCACAGGAAUAUAGAUAACUAAAUUGGCAUGCACCUUGAUAUCAUAUCAGCCUUGCUUUAAAUAUAGUGUGUAUAGUAUAUGGAUGUUUUGGACUUUUUGAUUAUAUACAUCCUGAAUAUGAUUACUCUAAUUUUUAAUCUGUAAUUUCUAGUCCACUAGCUGUCCUCUGUAACUGCAGAUGAUCAAACUAGUGCCAGAUUCUUUUGUAUGUUUAAAGUAAAUGUUCAUUAUAAGUCUCUAAACAUGUUUUUUCUAUUAUUUUACUCUU